AUGGCUAUGCAGAGCAACAGUUGCGGCAGGUUGUCGAACAAGACUGCACCACUGGCUUCAGAUUGGAAUGACUUUUCACAGUCCAUUGCAUUGUCCAAUGUAGUUGAAAUGCCUGUAGCAGAGACAGCAGGAAGUUUCUUCCCUAGAACAAUGGAGUUCCUUACGUGGUACCGGAAGUCUAACUGCACCUUGCCUUCCCCCUCCAAUAAAUGCAUGAAGGUCAAAGAUAUGUCUCGCGAAGAAGUAUUGGAGAAAAUUAGGGAGGAGAAGAAACGUAUUGAAGAUUUGAGUUGCCUCAAUGUCAUUGCAGGAGAUAGAGGCUUUGUCAUAGGUCCUUUUACUUUCAAGCUAGACGGAAGAUCGGUCGAUUGUAACAGUGAAUUUGGUCCAGAUAAUAAGGUCAGGGUUGGACAAGUCGUUCUGCCUUAUAUAAGUUCUGUUAGUGAUAUGAAGAACAAUGGUGCAAGGUUCGUGUUAGUAGUGGAAAGUGUAUCUGCUUAUCAAAGAUUGACGGGGGACAACUUUCAUAAUGAUUAUAAGUGUAUAAUCAUGACCGGAAAAGGCAUGUCUGAUCUAGCACUUAGAGAAUUCGCAAAGUAUAUAAUGGACACGUUCGAGAUUCCAAUAUUUCUCCUCUCAGAUUCUGAUUCAUGGGGCAUCGAAAUUUAUGCAGUCUUUAAAUAUGGCUCAGAAAGUAUGGCAUUUGAUAGUGAAAAUUUGGCUAACCCAUUGGUACAUUGGCUGGGUGUCUGGCCAACCGACUUAACCACACUUAAAAUACCAUCCGAGAGGUUGAGUUGCGAUGACCUGAGAAAAGCAAGAAAAUUGUUGAAGGAGUUUGUAACAAGUGAUGAGAUGCUGGUGAACCAGCUGGACCACAUGAUCAUGCACAAAGAAAAGGCAGGCAUUUUAGCUCUAAAUAAUUUCGGGCCGCUCUAUGGUCUAUCUGAUUACUUGCUGUAUAAGUUGUACAAGGUGGGUGAUAUCAUGAAAAAAGGGAAAUUAUAA
Molecule: messenger RNA, 1008 nt
Organism: Rosa rugosa (rugosa rose)
Lineage: Eukaryota; Viridiplantae; Streptophyta; Magnoliopsida; Rosales; Rosaceae
Product: DNA topoisomerase 6 subunit A-like
Exons: 2
Coding region: 1-1008 (335 amino acids)
Cellular component (GO): chromosome
Molecular function (GO): DNA binding; DNA topoisomerase type II (double strand cut, ATP-hydrolyzing) activity
Source: RefSeq, a predicted model, not a curated record